AUGGAUCCUGAAAUAUUAUUAUAUGUUAAUAAAGCACAACUUUGCGAUGACGAAGCUCGCCUUCUUUUCAAUCCUCCUUGUCAACUCUAUUUGCAAAUCAUUGGAUUUAUUUCGCCUAAUCCUAAUAACGUUAAUUCUAUAGAUAUCCCAAAAUCUCAAAACGCUUUUCUCUUAUACCGCAAAAAUUAUGCUGCAAAACGUAAAUCUCUUGGGUGUAGAAAGAAUUGGAAAAUUAUUUCAAAGGAAGCCGGAGAUGCCUGGAAGAAGGAAUCGGACAAAGUAACUUCUUACUUUAACAUAUUAGCAAGGCUGGCCCUUGAAAAACAUAAAUCAAUUUACGAAAUUUCAACAUCACUAAAUUCAUCGCCUUCUAAUUCUUCCACUUCUUUUCUUCCACGUCCGAUUUCAUCUGAUUACAAUACUCUUCCUAUUAAUUAUAACAACAACGUCAUCAAUAAAACUAAUGCUUUACUCCAAUCCACCCAAUUCGACAUUACUACAAAUUUAAAUAAUGGGGAAAAUCUCCUAGAAGAAUUUCAACGAUUUUUACAAGAUGAACAAACAGAUACACCAUCCAAUGGUGCAGAUUUUUGGCGUUUAGCGGGCGUUUUUUGCCACAAAAUGAAUAGCAAAUUGGGUCAACUUAUUUGUAUUCAAGACCUUGUGUUAACUUCAUGA
Entrophospora sp. SA101 is the source of this 678-nucleotide messenger RNA. NCBI's taxonomy places the organism in Eukaryota, Fungi, Glomeromycota, Glomeromycetes, Entrophosporales, Entrophosporaceae. The record is from the annotation of a GenBank genome assembly.